ACAGAUGGCGGAUACAGUAAAGAAGUCCCGAAUAGUAAGUGACGACGAUGACAAUCUUGAAGAGUCUUUGCUGGAAGAAUUUAACAUGAGACUAAAAAAUUGCAUGAGCAAAGAUGAUCCACAAAUCGCCGAUCAGAAGAACCAAGAAGACGACACAUUUUAUGAAAGCAUGAGUGCCAGCGCAAGACCCAUUCCCGAAAGUGGCAUUGCAAGUUACGAUUUACUACAAAAUGAGCGCCAACAUUCCUACGACAGUCCCGUUGUGGUCAAAAACGACUCUAGAGAACAUCAAGGAGUUGACGAAGAAACGGAAAAUAUUUACGAAACGCUACCCGAAUACGGAGAAAUUGAAAAGACUGAACCAUCGGACCAAAACGUCAAAUUGAGUUCGUCCGAACGUGUUGAACCUAAUCUUACAUUAGAUUUAAGCCCCAAAGUAGAAGUUGAAAACGUUUGUUACGAAGAUGUAGAAGAAACGAUCGAAAGUAGUUACGAAAUUGUUAGGCAAGAGGAUGCUAACCGACCCAGUUUCAGUAUGGAAACUACAGACUUCUCCGAACAGAGAUCUCCAGAAGACAACGCAAAAUCUGUAAAAGAUAGAAUGUUACUAGCCACAGACGAUGCUGCUACUUUACUUUUCACUCAAACAGUUACCUCGCCUAUGUUGACCCCUUCCGAAGAAAACAUCGAUUUCCUCAAAGGCUUCCAACGGGAAAAUAUCAAUUCCGACUCCUCAGCUUCCAACGAGUCUCCACCCAAAGAAGAUUUAACCAAAACUAGCGAAGAAAACAGUACCAGCGAUAUUAGCGCAGCAAUGUCGAUUAGCGACCCUUCAGCCACCCAAUUACCGGAAAAUAGUAAAGCAAAAGAGGAAAAUAUCUAUGAGAAUGCUGAAUUUCUUAAACAAAAUGCCGAAAACAUUUAUCAGAAUGUAGACGAAGCAGUGAAGGAAGAGAAUAUUUAUGAAAACCUGAAAGAUGUCCAAAGGGCGGUGGAGGAAUUAGAGGAACACGAAGAGCAUAUCUACCAAGAUAUCGACGAAUACGUCGAAGAAAAAAAUAUGCCUAAACAAGAAGACUUCGCCAAAGAAGACGAUGUAUAUGAAAGCGUGGGAGAUGUCGAAGAGAACGUGAAGAUUUCGGAGGAAACGUUUGUAGAAAAUUGUUUAUAUAGUAACGAGUCAGUACCCGAACUAGAGCCGAUAACUGAUUGUAGCAGGAAGGAAAAUAUCAAUGAAACUGGAAUUAUUGAAUUCGAACAUUACGAAACUGUAGGAGGAGAAGAAGAAAUAACGGAAAAAUACUUCGUACAUUCUGAACAAGUCGAAAAGCACAAAGAAACAUUUGAAUCUCAAUCUGAACUUAGGAGUGAGGCGAGUAACGUUGAGACUGUAGAAAGCAAUAUUGGAGAUUCCCUAGAGAGCAAGACUAAAGAAACCUAUUCGGAAUUCGUGUAUCAUAGCAAAAUGGAAAGUAACUAUUACGAAAAGUAUACCGAGGUUGUGUCAAAAACUUCCACGAGCAGCGACAUUAGCAAUAGGGAGAAGGAUACGGAAACCGUUCCUCCUGAAAUUGUUAAAAAUUUGAAGAGUCAGUUUUCGAAAAGCGGUGCUGAGAUUGUAGCUACUACCAAAAAAGAUGAAGCUAGCGAACUGAGGAGAAGUAUCAAUAUUAUGGAACAGAUCAGUAAAUUUGAGCACUUAGAUUCUGGAGAUGGUACAGGCAUCGACCCAGAAAGCACUGUCACUGAAACUUAUACAGAAACGACGACCAUUCAAUCGGACGUUCCAGAGGAAAAAUCGCUGAAAAAGAAGAAAAUCAAAAAAUCUAGGAAAGAAGAAAAAGAGAAUAUAUCAGUUAAUGACUUUGAUGUAGUAAAUGGGGAGAAUGUCUAUAAUGUUAAUGUUAAAAGUUUGUGUAGAAGUUUUGGAGAUUUAACAAAAAUUGCUGAGGAUAAAGACUUCAACCGUCAGGUCAGAAACUCCGGGCGAACUAAGUCGUUGUCAGAUGUUUUGCUUUCGUCUCAUAAAAAAAAUAUUGAGAAUGUCUUCUCGGAAGUCUCUGUGAGAGCGUUGAAAGAGAAAUUCAAUAUCGUGGAGAAUAAAAAACCACUGGGCAUAGUUAAACUGCCAUUUAAAAACUCUCAACUGGUAAGUUGAAAAAUGUUUCAUAAUACCAAAAU
Leptinotarsa decemlineata (Colorado potato beetle) is the source of this 2181-nucleotide messenger RNA. RefSeq lists its product as uncharacterized. Lineage: Eukaryota; Metazoa; Arthropoda; Insecta; Coleoptera; Chrysomelidae. The record is from RefSeq and is a predicted model, not a curated record.